Molecule: messenger RNA, 4578 nt
Organism: Mycosarcoma maydis (corn smut)
Lineage: Eukaryota; Fungi; Basidiomycota; Ustilaginomycetes; Ustilaginales
Exons: 1
Coding region: 1-4578 (1525 amino acids)
Molecular function (GO): protein binding
Source: RefSeq, a predicted model, not a curated record
AUGUCCAUCCCGCUAACCUCUAGCGGUACUCAAACUGCCGGUCCUAGUGCAUAUGCAGACUCAGCAAGAAGGGGUCGGGUACGAAAGGCACGACCCAGCACCGACCUUCAAUCUGAAGCAGGGCCAUCAAAGGCUCCCGAACCACGGGCGACUCGGCAUCAGCACGAUGAUCCAGUUCUUUCUGCCCAAGAAGAGGCCACUCGCAUCUGGAAAGCCGACAUGCGCAGACUACUCGAACAGGCCGAACACCGCUUUGCUGACAUCUGCUGGACCACCGCCAGCGCGGAAACUUUAGAGCAGCACGACUUGGAUUCUAAACUCGACCACUCGGCUUACGCACACUCUGAAACUGCCGGCCAAAGUAGCUCAACCGCAGCACACUACGCCUUGAUAUCAACAAAGCAUGCAUCGCUACCAAACCCAACUGCACCUUCGGAUACACUCAUAUGGGCUCACAAAGCCAUCUUGUACGCACGCGCUACCAACACCUUUCAAACCCGCUUCCUCAACUUGCGCGCACCUGCUGCUCAGCUACGACAUAUCGGCUCCACCGCCAGUUUCAUUUCUCUACCUUUGCAUCAAAGCGAAUCGCAACUAUCCUUGGCUUCCAACUUUUCCGGCUCCACCCAGACGGGCACCGUUCCCACGCCCACCACAAACUCUGCGGUUACGCGUCCAGGUGUUCCAGCAAAGCCACGUUCUUCAGUUCGCGGCGCAGCACCCCCAAGCAGCUUCUCUAUGAGGAAGCCUUCAUUACGCAAGCCUGUCUCUAGAUCUAGCAUCUCAAGGCCGCUGCGCAAGGGUUCAAUUGAUGAGGCAAAUUCGAUCGCUCUGGGCUUUGCUACAAGUGACAGCGAGGGAGAAGGUGCGCCGACUACCAGUCUUCGUGCCUCUCGACUGAUCAACACGGGAUCAACGGCAGCAGCUUCGCAUACUACGUCGGCCAUUUCAUCCGCUGAACGAUCUGAGCCGGGUACAGGCGGACCGGAACGCAAAUCGUCCUUUGCCUCAGUCACGUCUACCGCUGACUCACGUCUUAUGGACACGCGCUCGGUCGUCAGCGAUGGCAGCACUCUUCGCGCGCCCAUCAGUCUUGGAGGCGUUAGUCCGGCCUUCUUUGAGGCAACGCUUCAAUACCUCUACACCGGCGAGGAAGACAUGGUCAACACCUUCGACUUUCUCUUCGAAGAUCGCUUGACUCUUGACUUACAUGCCUCGCCAGAAGAAAAGCUCGACAAGCUUCGAUCUGAUCUCACAUUCAUGUGGCGCAGCAAGCUGUUCUCUGACGUCAAGCUCGUUCUUGGAGACGAUGGCGGCGAAGACAAGAGCGACAUGGAAGGUGUUGCCAGCAACAACAACGGUAGGCAUCGUCGGCGUGCUCCAACAAACUUGAUGGAUAUUCCAGAUGCCAACAUGUCGGUCUUGUCCCUAGCACAGACCAUCGACACAGACAGGAUCGAAGACUCAGAUACAGAAGACGACGAGCUCACCUCGUUCUCGACACAUCGAAUGAUCCUUGCUUCACGAUCGCAGUACUUUGCAUCGCUACUGCUCUCGCCGUAUGCUGAUGCGCGCGUACCUGUGCUACACCUACCAUCGCCGCCGUUCACUUCCGCUUCACUUCACUUUACCCUGGGCUUUCUCUACACGGGUACCCUUUUCUUCUCCAAUCGUACCUUCGACCUCUCCACCGCCUUUUCGCUUUGGCGUGCAGGCGCAUAUCUUCAAAUCGAGACGCUCCAGGCACUCGUGACUGCCCUCAUCGACCGCGAGUUUUGUCACGGUUUUGCAUGCUCUCCUCCCUGUCGCAGAUGUGCCAAGCGUGUACCCCGAACACUUGCAUUUGCCACCAGUCCUGAUGUCUGCGAGCAAGCAUUGCAGGAAAAAGCCAUUGCUGCUGUCUCGGGCGCACACUUUGGCAUCUACUGGGCCAAAGACGUUGGAAACCUCGACCCGAUGCUUCAAGAUCGAAUAGUCGACUCCAUCUCGGAUCGCCUUACUCAGGACCCAACUCUUGUCGUCUCAGUGUUGCGACAGCUCUCAAUAGUUGGCCAGCGAAUCGACACGGAACGGUCCAAUCGAUGGGUGGAAGCAUUGCGAAGCAUGGCCGAGACAGUCGAAAAUCGAGUCAUGCCAGUCCUGCACGCCAAUCUUGACAAGAUCGUGCAGAGUGCUGCCUGGUCGGAUCUGCUCGACGGCGUUGGAUUUCUUGGAGACGUCUUGGAAAAAAGCCUCGUCAUGCUCAUCGAUGGGCUGACCGAGGCCAGAGCUGCACAGGUCUAUCAGACGCUCGUGGGUCAAGUUUUGCUGCGAGAACAAGGAUUCGAGGUGAUUGCAUCCAGAGAGGCGGUAGAGACUGCUCGCGCGAGCAUCUUGCGCUACCUCAAGAAACGCUGGAUCAAUGUCAGGGCACUUUCAGGAUUCAACAAGCUGGAGAAAUGGUGUUUGAAGGAGAUUGCUGAUGAGUUGGAGAUAACAACUACCGAUCUGUAUUUGGCAGAGGUGCCGCCAAGUGUCAAGUCUACAGCUUUGCCUGGUAGGCUGAUGGCAGCAAGGAGAAACAGUUCGCUUGGAGGUGGUGCCGUUGCAGCUUCAGCUGUAGCUAGCGGUACAGCGACGACAAGGGGCAGUGCACGUCAGAGUUCAUCGCUCGGUGGCGCGGUUGAUUCAAGUUGUUCGAGCAUCAUAUCCUCCGCUCCAGCUGCAUCGCCAACGGGAACAACAGCCUCACCGGCUAGGAAGCUGAUACGGGACGAUGACGAGCGAGGGGACCUCUCCAUCCACAUGCGAGCAGCUGUACUCAAUCGGAAUGCAGCCAGAACUUCAGUUGCCAACGGACACAGGUCCACGUCUUGCGCUUCGGCAUCCUCUACGUCCUUCUCAGCCGCUCGUUCCAGCCCGACUCCGAAUGGUGCCAUGUCUACCAUUGCAAGGGCCAAGGCUGCCGAAUCGCCGCCAUCAAAUAUCGCUAAGCCGACGAUGACAGCCUUGUCGACCGCAAAGACAAGUGGUGUCAGCGCGUCCGUUGCAAGGUCCGUAACACCCAGCGCGGCAGCAUCAAGCAAGCAGCAAAGACUUCGCACCACAAGCGGUAUUAGCGUGGCCAGUGUUGCAAGCACACGUUCGACCAACAGUAAAGCCGCUAUCACACCGACUGCAUCACCUAAACGCAUUCCAGAUACCGUUGCAGCUGCUCGCUCUUCGCCGACGACAAUCAACCAGGAGGCCAUUCCGCCGCGCCAUCCCACCAAGCUUCCUGCCUCAGACAGGGACAAGACGCCCACCAAGGCCAUUCGUCCCGUCCGCUCGGCCACCGCUCUCCCUCACUCGCGCCCCAGUACAGGCACAAGCGACCCGAAACCAUGCGCAAAUUCUAUCGAUAGCGCUACACCCACCAAAUCGGCUAAGCCGCCCGUUCUGGCUCACAAGUCGUCCUUCUUACGAGCCACACCUGGUCCAGGCGGGACCUUUUCACUUUCAUCGACGAGUUCAGGUGCAGAUCUGCGUGCUAGGACGAUCAGCAAUGCUUCGAAUCGGAAGGAGGAUGCAAUUAGUGGAGAGGAGGCUCCGCGAGCGAGAUCGACAACUCCAACUAGAAGCAUGGUGACAAGGACUUCAGCUUGCGCGCAGAGCUCCAUCGGUAGCAGUGGUAGAGCAUCAGCGGAUAGAGCGACGGCCGAGGCUGUAGGAGAAGCAAUGCCCGCUGAUGCAGUGCAGAACGUCCAACGAGCUCGACAGGCUUCCUCGACGGCCUUGCCGAGGCGCGAUUCGACAAAGACGAUUGUGUACUGUCCCGAUCCACCCUCGGAACACGAGCGCGCACACGAAUCUCAGGUGGAGCAGAACGAGGUCAAGGGAGUGGUAACGAGCGUCGAGGGUGGAGUGAGCCUGCACGUGGCGAUUGCGUGUAUCGUUGCGUUGCCUUUGGGUGGAUCGGCCAGUGAUGCUGGAGCUGCUGGUGCUAGUCGACCAAGCGCGAUCGAAACGCGGACCAAGUCAUUCGCAACGCGACCGUCGGCUUCCUUGGCAGCGGGCGGCGGUAAACGUUCGACGAUCGCAACCAGCAGCAGCGCCAGCCAUCCGAAACCACUACCAUCCGUCACUUCGAGGGCGUCCCCCACGGCAACACCAGCGGGAGCGGGAGCAGGAGCGGCACAGGGAGUGGGACGCAAAUUGCGUGCCGAAAUACGAUACCUCGGACCGGUCUUGGGCACUCGCGGCGUGUGGGUUGGCAUCACGCUUCGCGUUGCUUGUUCGGAACUGGCAGCACUUGGUGCAAAGUCGAUUCUGCGAUUAGAAAGGGGGGUGUACAAGGGCGUGCGCUACUUCCAUCCCGACGUUAACGAUCAAGACGUGACGCAGCAUAUGUCGGGGGUGGGCGCCAAAGAAGCACCGAGAAGCAUGGAGAGACGCAAACAACUGUGCACGGUGGUCUCGCCAGGGCGGCCUUUUGCUGCAGCGCUCGCGGUAGGGCAAAGACAGAUAGAAAGUGCUGAUUGGGAAACGACGGGGAAACAGAAGGCCGAACUGGUGGAACUGUUUGUACGGCCGCAUGCCGUGGUCUGGGUUGUUCAGUAG